Molecule: messenger RNA, 738 nt
Organism: Symbiodinium necroappetens
Lineage: Eukaryota; Dinophyceae; Suessiales; Symbiodiniaceae
Source: the annotation of a GenBank genome assembly
AUGAUGUUGGUAAUGAUGCUGAUGACAAUGAUGAUGGUAUUCUUCCCUGGUGGUGAUGAUGAUGAUGAUGAUGGAGCGUUCGGUGAGGGUGUACUUGUUACUGUUCUCAUCGGGACCUUCGUCCGUUUUUUGCUGCUUUGCGGAAGACUCAUCGGCCUGCAGGAACUCCUGGGCAUGAUAGAGGCCGAGGGAGUGGAGAUGACGGACGCACCGGAAAAGAGCCUCGGUCGCAGGGCAGAGCUCAUCUUCCCAGCAAAAGAGGUUACCUGGUAUGCCAGUGACAGUGUAGUCAAAAACUUUCUGGGAACUCAGGUGAACCUCCUCAUGAAGAGGGCCGAGGUCACCCACCAAGGUGUGCCGGUAGAGACCCUUCUGGAUGCCAUCGACUGCAUCGGAUUCGACGCAGAGCUUCUGGAAGCUCGGGAGGAGGCAGCCACACAGAGAGACGGAGUGUUCGGGAAGGAAUUUGUAGCUUUGGUGUGGCCGCGCGUCCACGUCCCGACCUGCUCUGUUGCCAUGUUCGACUUUGACAGCCUCCCGGAUGCCACCUCAGAUGCUGGCCCAGCGGGGGCACGUCGGUUUGGAGUUUACGCCGUCUCGGACAUCCAUACGGACAAGAGGGAGAACAUGGAUGUUAUCCGGGAGUGGCCACGGCGGCCCAACGAUAUCCUGCUGUUGGCAGGCGUGUCCGGAAUCUACCCCCCUGAAGUGCUUCAAGUGGGGUUAAAGCUUACAUGA